Larimichthys crocea (large yellow croaker) is the source of this 3934-nucleotide messenger RNA. Its product is annotated as protocadherin gamma-A6-like. NCBI's taxonomy places the organism in Eukaryota, Metazoa, Chordata, Actinopteri, Sciaenidae. The coding region runs from base 755 to 3199 and encodes 814 amino acids. Gene Ontology annotation, biological process: homophilic cell-cell adhesion. The transcript has a single exon. Gene Ontology annotation, cellular component: plasma membrane. Gene Ontology annotation, molecular function: calcium ion binding. The record is from RefSeq and is a predicted model, not a curated record.
UUCCUGUGUUGGUUGUUUUGAUGUAGAGUGUACUGUAGCAUGAAUCUGCAGUGAUUUUCUCUGAAGUACAAUCUCUGGACACUAGCGUUUGGUAGCCUACUCCUGUCCUGUUUGGACACAGACCAAACUGUGAUUAAGGUUCGGAGAACUAACUCUAACUCUGCACUGUAGAAGUCAAUAGAGCAGAAAAAAACAUAUAUAACGUACUGCAGGACCAUUUAAUGAUGUGUUGCAGGCCCACAUUAGCUUUCUGAGAGAUUUGUAGAUCUCAAAAUAUUCAAGGUUUCCAACCUUACUGUUGAGUAUGACGAGUGCAUGUGUCUAAUAGAAUACUGUACGCUGUUGUAAUUAUCAUCCCACUCUCUUGAUGGCGCUCUUUUUUUAAUGUCUGACUCGUGGAUGCUAUGUCGUGUCUCACCCUCUCUAUGCCAGUGGAACUGGAGUAUUGGGUCAGAGCCGAGAGGUGUGUAGGCAUGCGUGUUCGCGUUUGUCUGUGUGAGGGGAAGAAGGAGAGAGAGAGAGAGUGUGUGUGUAUGUAUGUAUGUGUGUGAGUUAGAGUUGGAGCUCAGAGAGAGAGAGAGAGUGUAGUGGUGAAAUGGGGAGAGAGAGAGAGAUGAAUCCAAGCUGACAGCUUUCUUAAUAGAGCAUGACUAACUCGGCCAGAGAAGCAGGGAACCGUCGGAUUAAAGCAGCAUUUUCAGUCUAUAUUUUUUAUUUUUAGGAUUGGACUAUAUUAUCGACAAUAGAUCGGUUUAUGAAAGGACAGUUAAUAAUGGAUCAAGGAAUAAAAUUAAAAUGGUCGCUGCGUUUUUUACUGUUCAGCCUCGUUUUUGGUUUUUCGUUCGGAGAAGUCCGUUACGUCCUUCCAGAGGAGAUGCAGCGGGGGUCGGUUAUCGGGAAUGUUGCGCGGGACCUGGGGCUGGAAGUGACCGAUCUUAAUGCUCGACGAGCCCGUGUUGUUGCAGAAGGAACACGCCAGCUGUGUGAACUAGAGACUGCGUCAGGCAACCUUUUGAUCAGCCAACGGAUAGACCGAGAGGAGCUCUGCGCGCAAGCCAGUGUCUGCAUCUUACAGUAUCAGCUCUUACUCGAAGACCCUCUUCAAGCAUACAGCUUAGUUUUGGAUAUUACCGAUAUAAAUGACAACAGCCCGGUGUUCGCUGCUACGGAGAUUAAACUAGAUUUAGUCGAAUCCACCGUUCUGGGGAGACGCUUCCCCUUGGAGAGCGCGCAUGACCCCGAUUUGGGAACGAACUCAGUCCGCGAAUAUAAACUGAACCUGAAUGAUCACUUUGCGUUGGAAAUGAGUUCCCAAAUUAACGGCAAUGCGUAUCCGGAAUUGGUUCUUAAAAAAGCUUUAGACCGGGAGGCACAAGCUGAACAUGUAUUGAAAAUCAAUGGAAUUGAUGGGGGGAAUCCAGUCAGAUCGGGAACUGCUUCCAUUCAUAUCCGUGUCUUGGACGCCAAUGACAAUGUCCCAGUUUUCAGCCAACGAGUUUACAAAGCCUCUGUGCCAGAGAACUCGGCCAUCGGGACUGUCAUAGCAACACUGAAUGCCACGGACUUGGAUGAAGGUGUUUAUGGAGAGUUAACGUAUUCUUUCAGUCAUCUGUCAGACAAGAUGGGGGGAGUUGUUGAAAUUAACCCUCUGAGUGGAGAAGUUCGUGUGGCAGGUCUUAUUGACUAUGAAGAGGCUAGUACGCACGAACUGGAUGUUCAGGCUAAAGACGGUGGUGGUCAGGCCUCUCACUCUAAACUUAUAAUUGACAUCAUUGAUCUAAAUGACAAUAAACCUGUGAUAGAGAUAAAGUCAACCUCUGCUAACGUGGCUGAAGACUCGAAACCGGGAACUAUGGUUGCUCUGAUAAAUGUUUAUGAUCUGGACACUGGGAGCAGUGGGCGUGUCACGUGCACAAUCUCAGACAAUGUUCCAUUUAAAUUUGUGUCAGAGGUCAAAAACUAUUACAUGUUGGUGACCGACGGAAUACUAGACAGAGAAUUUCAGCCAGAGUACAACAUCACAGUCACUGCCACUGAUGCGGGCUCUCCCUCACUCUCUAGUGUAAAAGUUAUAAAGAUCGUGGUUCAUGAUAUAAAUGAUAACCCCCCAACUUUUACGCAAAGCGAGUACGUUGCCAACAUCUUGGAAAACCAACCCGUUGGCACAUUUGUGAUAAAAGUUACAGCAGAGGACAUUGACGACGGGUCUAAUGCUAAAAUAUUCUACCAAAUAUCAAGGGACACAAACUCAGAAGUGUCCUCCUUCCUUACCAUCAACACAGAAACAGGAGAGCUCUUCACAUCACGCCUCUUUGAUUACGAGCUGUCAGUUCACUUCCAAAUUAAGGUGACAGCUCGAGAUGGAGGCGAUCCUCCACUCUCCAGCACCUGCACCGUAAACGUUUUUAUCAAGGACCAAAAUGACAAUGCACCUGUUGUCCUAUAUCCAGUCCAAACCACCGGGUUCAUUGCUGAGGAUAUAGUACCAGCUGAAGCGCCCAAAGGUUACCUGGUUACGAAGGUGGUAGCUGUGGACGCCGACUCUGGCCAUAACGCCUGGCUUUCCUACAGAAUAAUCCACGCAACGCGGCCCGACCUGUUUAUGGUCGGUCUGCAUACAGGAGAAAUCAGAACUAUGCGAGCAUUUGUGGAGGAUGAUGAACCGAAACAAACUGUUUUAGUUUCAGUGACGGAUAAUGGACCAGAAUCUCUCUCUGCUACUAUUACAGUCAGUGUCGUCAUUGGAGAAGGACUGCCUGUUUUAAACGAACUCUUUGAAUUUGCAGAUGAACCACGGGAGAGCGAUAACUUAACUCUGUAUUUGAUUGUCGCCCUGGCAGCCGUUUCCUCUCUUUUCAUCCUUUUAAUCAGUGGAGUGUUUUAUUUCAAACUCUGUCGGCGUAGUUAUGUUUACCGUUCAACCGCCGCUAGUCUCCCUGUUUUCCCCAUGGCCUACUGUACCCCUAAUUUUACAGAUUUAAGCCGCUGUGGGACCCUGCUCAAAGAUGAGCGAUAUGAUUCAUUCUUGACCACUGGGUCGUGGAGAGGUGAUUUUCGUUUCGCCUCAAACACAGACACUGACACACUUAAGAAAAGAAGUGCAGCCUAUCAAAAAAACACCCUAAGGCGAGCUAGUACAGACAGAGCUACUUUGAAGAUGAGGGCAGGUGCGCCGCAUCCUUGUUACGUGGUCAAAUGAAACUAGGACCUUUUGACUUGCAAAUAUGUUAUAGUUACAGUAUACGUUUUACCAUGGUUGUAUAAAAUUUCUAGUGGAAUACAUAUUGUGGUUGUGUAUGUUUAAAAUGUGAACAUUUUCCAACCGAAACACUUUUGCAUGCACACUUGUUAAUGCAUCAAAAUGUUUUGUUUCUAUUUGCAACAUCAUCCCCCAAUAUCCCAAACCUGAACCACGACAAUCAUAACGUUGUAGAUAGUAGCAUAGAAAAUAGUAUCAUUGUGGCAUAAAUAAAGUAAUUAUUCUGUCCAGAUAAGUUUUGUUUUAGAUUGUUUUUAUCAAAGGCCAAAAAAGUUUGUAACAAACGGUAUGCCUCCGUGAGAGGGAUAUAAGCUAUUUAAUAUAUUUAAUUCAGGCUAAUGUGUCUCCUUUUGAAAUUGCUGUAACUUCGCUGUAACUUCACUAUUACUUCUGAUCGUGCGUAAGCUGAGGAAUUGCAGUGUAGACUGUUCAUCUUUCGCUUUGCUCUGGCAUAUUUCUCUGUUCCUAUGUUUAUGUUAUUGUCUAAAAUGGCCUUAUUGUCAUUUUUUUGAUGUAGCAAAGUCUUGAUAACGCUACGUUGUGGUUUUAAGCAAUAAUACAUGAUUUUUUGUGAGACAGGCAUAACAAAAGCUUUGCACUUAAUGCUAUGUAAUUGAACAAUAUGUGAAUAGACUAUGACUGUGUACUAAUGACAAAUAAACUUCAAGAAGAGAA